GAGUGUCGAUCGAUCGAGUAGCCAACGACCCUUGAAACUAAAGUAGCCAUGGGUAGUACUGGUAGCCCCUCGGUAGCCGCUCUACCAACAAGCGGCCUGCUACCCCCGAUACGCACGCCAAGGUCAGCGCCGGCCGAAUGGAAGACGGACGACGAUUCCGCGGUGGCGGCAGCGGAGGAGGAGCCAGUGACCCCUAGUGCAAGACUCUUCGAAGCUAUAUACAUCGUGGUUAUGGUCGGCCUUGGCUCGCCCGUCAACCUAGCCAUCUUCAGCGCCGGCAUCGCAGCCCAACUUGCUCGUUACCCACGCUUCCGUAGCAUUCAAGUGACAGACGGGUGCAAGAGCCCGCGGUGGGCGUGCACGGAGGUGAACGUCGACGACCACAUGAUCGUCCCGACGCUGGACCCCGCCGCCGUGGAGGCUGACCCGGACCGGGCCGUGGAGGACUACGUGGCCUCGCUGCAGGCGCUCCCCAUGGAUUGCUCCCGCCCGCUCUGGGAGUUCCACUUCCUCGACUUCCCGACCUCAGAGGCCACCUCCACCGUGGUGUUCCGCGUCCACCACUCCCUCGGUGACGGGAUGUCGCUGAUCACGCUCCUCCUGGCGUCUGCCCGCAGCGCCGCGGACCCGACACGCCUGCCGGCCAUGCCGGAGCAGCCGGCGCGCACGGGCGCCAUCUACGAGCCGCGGCACCGGCAGCCGCUGCCCUCGGGCGCCCUGGCGGCGUUCGUCGCAUGGGUCUGGCCGUAUCUUGCGCUUGCAUGGAACACCGUGGUGGACGUCAUCUUCUUUGCUGCGACGAUUGUGUUUCUGAGAGACCCGAACACACUCUUCAGACGCGGGGACAGUCAAGUUACGUUGAACCCCCGCAGGCGCUUCGUGCACCGGAGCUUUAGCUUGGACGACGUCAAGUUCAUCAAGAAUGCCAUGAACUGCACUGUUAAUGAUGUGCUAGUCGGAGUCACUUCUGCUGCUCUAUCACAAUAUUACUUUCGUAAGUCUGGUUACCCUAAGACACACAAACUAUGUUUGCGAUGUGUCCUCCCUGUAAAUACAAGGCCAACAUCUAGCCUACAAACAUAUGUUAAUAUGAUAGAAUCGGGUAAAAGUAAUGACGUGGCAUGGGGAAAUCAAAUAGGCUACAUCCUCCUACCAUUUCAUUUAGCGGUACACGAUGAUCCACUUGCAUAUGUUCGGAUGGCAAAGAAGACCCUGGAUAGAAAAAAGAGCUCACUUGAAGUUAUCUUCACGUGUAUGAUUAGCGAGCUUUUUGUUAAAAUGUUUGGUCUAAAGGCAGGUGCUUUUAUCAUCGGUCGUAUGCUCACAAAUACAACUACUACGCUCUCGAACAUGGUUGGACCAACAGAGCAAGUAGAGUUCUAUGGACACCCAUUUGUCUUCAUUGCACCUACAGUUUAUGGUAUUCCACAAGCUUUAAUUGUACACUAUCAGAGUUACAAUAGCACUAUUAAGGUAAUUUUGUCAGUCGAUGAGGAAAUAAUUCCAAAUUAUACUCAACUUCUGGAUGACUUUGUUGAGUCUUUCGGGCACAUUAAGGAUGCGGCUUCAAGGCUUUCAACACAUGUCAAGAAAGGAUAAUCAACAUACAAAUGCAUUAGCGUGCUUUCUGAAACUGCAUAAUGCAAGCAGUAUAUUCCCACAUGUUUGAUGUGUGUCUCAUGGCUCACACGGCAAUAGUAAUUAAAAUCAGAAACUCUACAACCAUGGAUGGAAGUCAAAUGUAUUAAGUUCACUAUUAUUGUUGGAUAAUGAUGUGUUGCAUUAUAUGAAGCACAAUAGUUAUACCAUUAUUGUGUAUAAUGCACACUAUUAGAAAUUUGUUGAUGAUUGGAGGUCCCGAA
Messenger RNA from Triticum aestivum (bread wheat), 1862 nucleotides. RefSeq names its product wax ester synthase/diacylglycerol acyltransferase 11. Gene Ontology annotation, biological process: triglyceride biosynthetic process. NCBI's taxonomy places the organism in Eukaryota, Viridiplantae, Streptophyta, Magnoliopsida, Poales, Poaceae. The record is from RefSeq and is a predicted model, not a curated record. Gene Ontology annotation, cellular component: plasma membrane. Gene Ontology annotation, molecular function: diacylglycerol O-acyltransferase activity. The transcript has 7 exons. Bases 49 to 1599 code for a protein of 516 amino acids.